Meloidogyne enterolobii is the source of this 1088-nucleotide messenger RNA. NCBI's taxonomy places the organism in Eukaryota, Metazoa, Nematoda, Chromadorea, Rhabditida, Meloidogynidae. The record is from the annotation of a GenBank genome assembly.
CCCUCACUAUAAGACACGAUUUUUCAACUUUUAUUUUAUGCGGUUUUAGACCAUAUAUGUACCAUAUCAACUUUAUCCCUCUUCUACCGACUUAUAACCUUUACCCCGUCCUAUUUAAGAUACCCACGUUAUUUGUUCCAUCCAAAGGUUCGAAUACAAACAUUUCUGACCCAAAAUCCCUUCCAAUUAUUCAAUGUUCUACUUGUGCUCCAGGAGAAACAUGGAAGGAUACUGAACAGAAAUAUACAACAAUUACUACGAAAAAUUUUGGCUUUAUUCUGAAUAAAAAUGUCUCAUCAGGCAAGUGUGAAAAAUGCCCUCCAAAUACUUUUAAAACAACUGAAGGAAUUCAAAAUUGUAUUCCAUGUCCAAAUGGAAGAAUAACUGGGGGUGUAUCUGGCUGUAUAUAUUUAUCCGAUUGUUAUAAAAAUUGUUCUCCAGGCUAUAUUUAUAAUUGGGAAAAUGAUAAAUGUAUUCCUUGUCCUCGUGGUCAGUUUAUGCCUUAUAGUGGAAGAUUAAAAUGUUUGGCAUGCCCAAUAGAUAGAACUACUGUUGGGGAGGGCUCAAUUAGUAAAGAAGAAUGCUCGAUUAAAUGUAAAGAUGGAGAAGAAAUGGGGCAAAACGAACAAUGCCAACCCUGUAUGAAAGGAACAUUUAGGGAAGGAUUAAUGAGUGUAUGUCAACGAUGUCAAAUUGGUUUUACAACAAAAAAAGAAGGGUCUGUAAAUUCAAAAGAGUGCAACCAAAUUAAUUGUCCCCCUGGCUAUUUUGCAAAUAAUAAAUUAAUUAAUGAAGAAAUUAAUUUAAAUUUUGAAUUUUUACAAAUUUGUUUACCUUGCCCUAUUGGUUAUUAUGAGAAUGAAUAUGGCUCUAAUAAAUGUAAAAAAUGUCCAGAGGGGUAUAUAACUAAACAAUUAGGUGCUAAAAAUAUUUUUGAAUGUGAUCAAGUAUGGGAUGGAAGUUGUAAACCUGACCAGCCAGAACCUUGUCCUACUGGAAGUGAAUGUAUACAAAUUAGAGGGGAAAUAUUUGAAUGUAGAAAAAUAUUUGUUGAAUUUUUAAAUAAUGAACAAGUAAAUUUGAUUUAA